Molecule: messenger RNA, 3657 nt
Organism: Phacochoerus africanus (Common warthog)
Lineage: Eukaryota; Metazoa; Chordata; Mammalia; Artiodactyla; Suidae
Gene: ANPEP
Product: alanyl aminopeptidase, membrane
Exons: 21
Coding region: 325-3219 (964 amino acids)
Biological process (GO): peptide catabolic process; proteolysis
Cellular component (GO): cytoplasm
Molecular function (GO): metalloaminopeptidase activity; zinc ion binding; peptide binding
Source: RefSeq, a predicted model, not a curated record
AGGAGUCAGGUUCUGGUGGGCAGUGUCGGUGGCUGGCCUGGCUCUUCGUCCCAGGGAGGAGGCUCUGAGCCGGCUGGGGUUGAGCGCCCCUGCGGCCGCAGGCACCCCUGAGCCGCACUCCGCACGCUGUUCCUGAAUCUCCCCUCCAGAACCGGAGCAGUGUCUCUACCCAGUUCAGUGACCUUCGUCUGUCUGAGCCCUGGUUAAUUUUUGCUCAGUCUGCAGGCUGUGGGGCUCCUCCCCUUCAGGGAUAUAAGCCUGGUCCGAAGCUGCCCUGUCCCCUGCCCAUCCUGAGCCUCCCUGAGCUCCCUUCUCACCCUCACCAUGGCCAAAGGAUUCUACAUUUCCAAGGCCCUGGGCAUCCUGGGCAUCCUCCUCGGUGUGGCGGCCGUGGCCACCAUCAUCGCUCUGUCUGUGGUGUAUGCUCAGGAGAAGAACAAGAAUGCCAAUCAUGUCCCCCAGGCCCCCACAUCGCCCACCAUCACCACCACAGCCGCCAUCACCUUGGACCAGAGCAAGCCGUGGAACAGGUACCGCCUACCCACAACGCUAUUGCCUGAUUCCUACAACGUGACGCUGAGACCCUACCUCACUCCCAACGCGGAUGGCCUGUACAUCUUCAAGGGCAAAAGCAUCGUCCGCUUCAUCUGCCAGCAGCCCACCGAUGUCAUCAUCAUCCAUAGCAAGAAGCUCAACUACACCACCCAGGGGCACAUGGUGGUCCUGCGGGGCGUGGGGGACUCCCAGGUCCCGGAGAUCGACAGGACUGAGCUGGUAGAGCUCACUGAGUACCUGGUGGUCCACCUCAAGGGCUCGCUGCAGCCCGGCCGCAUGUACGAGAUGGAAAGUGAAUUCCAGGGGGAACUUGCCGACGACCUGGCAGGCUUCUACCGCAGCGAGUACAUGGAGGGCAACGUCAAAAAGGUGCUGGCCACGACACAGAUGCAGUCUACAGAUGCCCGGAAAUCCUUCCCAUGCUUUGACGAGCCGGCCAUGAAGGCCACGUUCAACAUCACUCUCAUCCACCCUAACAACCUCACGGCCCUGUCCAAUAUGCCGCCCAAAGGUUCCAGCACUCCGCUUGCAGAAGACCCCAACUGGUCUGUCACGGAGUUCGAAACCACACCUGUGAUGUCCACGUACCUUCUGGCCUACAUCGUGAGCGAGUUCAAGAGCGUGAAUGAAACGGCCCAAAAUGGUGUCCUGAUCCGGAUCUGGGCUCGGCCUAAUGCAAUUGCAGAGGGCCAUGGCAUGUAUGCCCUGAAUGUGACAGGUCCCAUCCUAAACUUCUUUGCCAAUCAUUAUAAUACACCCUACCCACUCCCCAAAUCCGACCAGAUUGCCUUGCCCGACUUCAAUGCCGGUGCCAUGGAGAACUGGGGGCUGGUGACCUACCGGGAGAACGCGCUGAUGUUUGACCCGCAGUCCUCCUCCAUCAGCAACAAAGAGCGAGUGGUCACUGUGAUUGCUCACGAGCUGGCCCACCAGUGGUUUGGCAACCUGGUGACCCUGGCCUGGUGGAAUGACCUGUGGCUGAAUGAGGGCUUUGCCUCCUACGUGGAGUACCUGGGUGCUGACCACGCAGAGCCCACCUGGAAUCUGAAAGACCUCAUCGUGCCAGGCGACGUGUACCGAGUGAUGGCUGUGGAUGCUCUGGCUUCUUCCCACCCGCUGACCACCCCUGCUGAGGAGGUCAACACACCUGCCCAGAUCAGCGAGAUGUUUGACUCCAUCUCCUACAGCAAGGGAGCCUCGGUUAUCAGGAUGCUCUCCAACUUCCUGACUGAGGACCUGUUCAAGGAGGGCCUGGCGUCCUACUUGCAUGCCUUUGCCUAUCAGAACACCACCUACCUGGACCUGUGGGAGCACCUGCAGAAGGCUGUGGAUGCUCAGACGUCCAUCAGGCUGCCAGACACUGUGAGAGCUAUCAUGGAUCGCUGGACCCUGCAGAUGGGCUUCCCUGUCAUCACCGUGGACACCAAGACAGGAAACAUCUUCCAGAAGCACUUCCUCCUCAACUCCGAAUCCAACGUCACCCGCCCCUCAGCGUUCAACUACCUCUGGAUUGUUCCCAUCUCAUCUAUUAAAAAUGGUGUGAUGCAGGAUCACUACUGGCUGCAGGACGUUCCCCAAGCCCAGAAUGAUUUGUUCAAAACCGCAUCGGACGAGUGGGUCUUGCUGAACAUCAACGUGACAGGCUAUUUCCAGGUGAACUACGACGAGGACAACUGGAGGAUGAUUCAGCAUCAGCUGCAGAUAAACCCGUCGGUCAUCCCUGUCAUCAAUCGGGCUCAGGUCAUCUACGACAGCUUCAACCUGGCCACUGCCCACAUGGUCCCUGUCACCCUGGCGCUGAACAACACCCUCUUCCUGAACAAAGAGAAAGAGUACAUGCCCUGGCAGGCCGCCCUGAGCAGCCUGAGCUACUUCAGCCUCAUGUUCGACCGCUCCGAGGUCUAUGGCCCCAUGAAGAAAUACCUCAGGAAGCAGGUCGAACCCCUCUUCCAACAUUUCGAAACUCUCACUAAAAACUGGACCGAGCGCCCAGAAAAUCUGAUGGACCAGUACAAUGAGAUUAAUGCCAUCAGCACUGCCUGCUCCAAUGGAUUGCCUCAAUGUGAGAAUCUGGCCAAGACCCUUUUCGACCAGUGGAUGAAGGACCCAGAAAAUAACCCGAUCCACCCCAACCUGCGGUCCACCAUCUACUGCAAUGCCAUAGCCCAGGGCGGCCAGGACCAGUGGGACUUUGCCUGGGGGCAGUUACAACGAGCCCAGCUGGUAAAUGAGGCUGACAAACUCCGCUCAGCGCUGGCCUGCAGCAACGAGGUCUGGCUCCUGAACAGGUAUCUGGGUUACACCCUGAACCCGGACCUCAUUCGGAAGCAAGACGCCACCUCCACUAUUAACAGCAUUGCCAGCAAUGUCAUCGGGCAGCCUCUGGCCUGGGAUUUUGUCCAGAGCAACUGGAAGAAGCUCUUUCAGGACUAUGGCGGUGGUUCCUUCUCCUUCUCCAACCUCAUCCAGGCUGUGACCCGAAGAUUCUCCUCCGAGUUUGAGCUGCAGCAGCUGGAGCAGUUCAAGGAGAACAACAUGGACGUGGGCUUCGGCUCCGGCACCCGGGCUCUGGAGCAAGCCCUGGAGAGGACCAAGGCCAACAUCAAGUGGGUGAAGGAGAACAAGGAGGUGGUGUUGAAUUGGUUCAUACAGCACAGCAAAUAGUGCCUGGUCCUUCCCGCCACCGGGCCCCCUGCACAAGAUGCCCGCAUGUGUCCAUCCCAGGGCCCACGGCAGGGCCCACGUUCCUGAAGCCCGAGGCACCUGCGUCCUCCCUUUAGGGACAAAGCCUGUGGCCCAUGUUAUCUCCAUUCUGCCCUGGGGGCCAAUCCAGUUUCUGGUGACCAGACUGUCCAGGUGUCUCCCAGCCACUGCUCCUUGUGCCAACCCCACCCUGGGCCUGGCCCAGGACCCUUCUCAGGGAAGUCCAGCUCCAGGGCCAGAUGAGCAGAAGCCCUUGAUGGAUGAUGGAUGGCCUUGGAGAACUGCCCUCUACCCUCUCUCCCCUUUUUCCAUAAAGACCCUGAACCUGAGAAUCAACAGGGCAUCAGAUCUGUAUAUUUUUUUUCUAGGAGUAAAUGUAAAUAAAGGAUUUCUAGAUGA